AUGGACUUGGAGGAGGACUGGAUGAGCGAUGAGCCGGCGGGGGAGAGCGCGGAUGUGGACUUGCUGGAGCCCGAGGAGAGUGAGCCAGAGUCUGUUUACGUGACACUUCAUCGAGUCAGACGCUUGGUUCUCGCCAGCAUAGAUGAUCCUUACACGCUGGACCACUUCCGCCAGCCUACUCUCAAUGCCCUCAUUGUCAGACCCCUCGUUGAUCGACUAUACGAAACGCAGAACAUCGCCAUUGGUAAGGCGCAGUCCCCUGUCAUGUUUGAAUCAAAACCAAAAGAUGGGCGUGCUAAGAUGCCGUCCUCGACAGUGUAUUGCCUCCUUGCCAACCGCGUCUUCUUCCUCAAGUCCCAGUCUGGGCUCGCCACACAGAGCGUCAACCGAGCUCGCUCAAUCCUUUGCGAGCUCGUAGCAACCCGUGUCAUCCGUCGCUUCCACGAGGACAACCCCGGAAACGACGGCCUGCUGCUCCUCGCCCAGAUCCUCGUCGAGGGGUUUGACCCGUUCGACGGUGCGCCGCACGAGGUUGAGCGCGAGGGCCGCGACCCGCAGUGGCCUGUUCAAAGCCGCGGCGGCUACGAGAGAAAGCUCACGGCGCUCGAGCUGGCCAUUCUCUCGGAAAGCAAGGCCUUCAUCAGCUCCGCCGCCUGUCAGCGCCUCGUCGAGGCCGUCCACGUGGGCAAAGUCGUCUACACGCCGCUGUCCUUCAUGGACAUCCUCCCGGACCACUACAAACACCGUCCGAUCCAGCUGUACGACCCUCGGGAAUCGCGCAUCCUCAACCACCGGCGCCUCAUCGUGCCCCGCAUCAGGGCGCUCAUCGAAAUGGCUCAGUUCAUGGCGCUCGUGUUCCUCUACGUCAUGACCAUGACGAACCAGCAAGCCGCCUUCAACCGGUGGGAGCUCGCCUUUGCCGUCUACACAGCAGGCUGGGUCCUCCAAGAGUUCGCCUCCGUCAUCGAGCACGGCUGGGAACUGCACUCGCAGAGCCUCUGGUCCUUCCUCGACGUCAGCUUCGCCGCCAUCUACGGCGCGUACCUCUUUGCCCGCACGUACGACCUCUUUGCAGGCCGCCUGCCCAACGGGUACGGCUUGCACAUUCUCUGCGUGGCGGCCCCCAUCCUCCUCACCCGCAUCGCCUUCAACCUCAUGCCGCACAACAUUGUCUUCAUCUCCCUGCACGCCAUGAUGAGGGACUUUACCCUCCUGACGUUCCUGGCCGUCUGGUGCUUCCUGGGCUUCCUCCUCGCCCUCCUGUGGCUCUACGACGCCGACCAGGCAGAGCGGACGCCCCGCCCUUCUUCCUCGUCGCCUCCUCCGGCGUGGCCAACCGUCGGCAAAUGGCUCCUGUGGAUCUGGUUCGGCCUCGACGGCACGGGCAUCGCCGAGUCGACACGGUUCAACGUGGUCCUGGGGCCCGCGCUCAUGAUCGCCUUUGCCUUCCUCGGCAACACGCUCUUCCUGACCAUCCUCGUGGCCAUCCUCACAAACACCUUUUCGCACAUUGUCACCAACGAGGCGGCCGAGAUUCGCUUCCGGCGCACGGUCCUCACCUUCGAGGGCGUCAAGAGCGACUCCCUCUUCUCGUACCCGCCGCCCUUCAACCUGGUGGCCGUCCUCGCCGUCCUGCCGCUCAAGUUCAUCAUCUCGCCGCGCUUCUUCCACACCAUCAACGUGGCCAUCAUACGGGUCCUCAACGGGCCGCUCCUCAUCGCCAUCAGCAUCCUCGAGCGGCGCCGGCUAUGGGCCAGCGAGAACAAGGGCCCCCGGCGGAGCGGCAUCUUCGGCUGGCACUUCACCGGCUUCUCGCCCCACGGCGACAUCCAGGCUGUGUUUACGGCGCCCCUGCCGGACGAGGUCGCCUUGAGGAUCGACCUGCUGGACCCCGUCGACGACGUGCCCGUCUUGGAGGACGACGUCAUGUCCACUCUGUCGGGGGACGUGUCGAGGUCGCGGCUCCGGCGGCCCAAGCUGCUGGGCGUGCGGAGGGAGUAUCCGCGCGCGAGGCCGAGGAGGCGGUCCCCUCUGCGGUUCCAGGUGUAG
Metarhizium album ARSEF 1941 is the source of this 2049-nucleotide messenger RNA. Its product is annotated as nonselective cation channel. NCBI's taxonomy places the organism in Eukaryota, Fungi, Ascomycota, Sordariomycetes, Hypocreales, Clavicipitaceae. Bases 1 to 2049 code for a protein of 682 amino acids. The transcript is spliced from 3 exons. The record is from RefSeq and is a predicted model, not a curated record.